Cyprinus carpio (common carp) is the source of this 3638-nucleotide messenger RNA. RefSeq names its product vertnin. NCBI's taxonomy places the organism in Eukaryota, Metazoa, Chordata, Actinopteri, Cypriniformes, Cyprinidae. Gene Ontology annotation, cellular component: chromatin. The record is from RefSeq and is a predicted model, not a curated record. Gene Ontology annotation, biological process: regulation of transcription by RNA polymerase II.
GCGUGCGUGUAGGGGUUCAACACAACUCAGUGAUUGACAAUUUCCUGGAGGGAGGUCCCUUCCUUAUGUGAAAUUUCCACUGCUUGGGUUUAGAUUGCGCUGGUUGUCUCACCUAUGAUGAGCACGUUGUCCACCUCACACAAUGGAUUAAACUUGGAGUUGUGAGAGGGUCUAAGUUUGCCAUAGCUGACUACUUUACAAAGCUGAUUUAAGUCUCAAGGGAGGGAAACGCGAAAAACAAGGCAUGAUUCAGAGGACAGAGCUGGUGCUCUCGGUCUUGGGGGAGCUGCAGGAGGCCACAGAGUGCAUAGGUCUUGAUGCCCUCACUAAAGUUGCUGUGGAGGUGGAGCAGAUCCUGGCCCCUUUCCAUCUUCCUACACCACUCUGCUCUGAGAUCUCUUCAUGGCUGGGCAUUGACGCAGUGGCUCACAGACUGUACCCAGCAGACGCACCGACGGGAUUGCUUCCUCUGGUCUGCAAAGGAGAAGGAAACCUGCUGUUUGAUGCAGCUAGCAUGCUUUUGGUGGGCUCUACGAGCCUGAGUCUGGAGCUGCAGGUCAGAACUGUGGUGGAGAUGCUGCUUUGGAAGCGAUACUACCUGUGUGGUAUGAUUGACUCAAAGGUCAUGCUGCAAGCAGUUAGGUUUUCCCUCUGCACCGAGGAGUCUCAGGACAUGCUCAAUCUGCCGAUUCAAGUGCUGGAAGCCAUCUUUGAUGCCGAUGUCAAGGCCUCAUGUUUCCCCGGCUCAUUUGCGAACAUGUGGCAUGUGUAUGCUCUGGCGUCUGUCCUGCAGUGCAACAUUUAUUCGGUUUAUCCCAUGUACAAUUUAAAAAUUCGGCCCUAUUUCAAUCGAGUCAUUCGCCCGAGGACGUGGUCAAAAGACGUUGAGUCCUUGACCCUUCACGUCAUGUGGUCGGGUGACUUGGAGGCAGGCUCUGUUUUCAAACCCCACAACUUUGUGGCCUUGAUUCAUGCGAGCGACCUCAAAAUCGGGAGUCCCAACAGCGAGCAGCGAAUGCCCUCUGUGAAGUCCCUGGAUCUUCUGAAUCAGGACUCCCAGCUGUCUUACUCCAACCUCAAAGACAAGUUCAACAUCACCAAAAGUACCUUUUACCGCUGGAAGAGGCAAAGCAUCGAGUAUCACAAGAAAUCGGUGGCCAGGUAUGAAGCCAAACACUUUUUCCUGACAUCCUACAAGCAAGGGAAGCUUAUUCCCCUCAGCCAGUUCAAACAGCUUUUCCCGGAAAUUCCAAGAUCCACUUAUUAUGCGUGGAAGCAAGAGCUUGUGUCCACUUGCAGUGUCUCGGGCGGCUCCAUGGGGGAGCUGAGUCCUGCAGACAGCACUGAACAGGACUACUGGUCCUCACCAGAAGUCAAGAAGAAACCCAGCCAAGGGAGCUUUGCUAGCAUGUUGGCCUUCAAAUGUGAGAAGCUGGAAGGAGAACGUGCUCAAAAUGUUGCUUUGAUGCAGGAGGCGAAAAAGAGCUUGCAGAACUGCAUCGUUGCUAACAUGGCGUUCCCCUACAGAAUUUUCAAAAGAAGGUUUCCAGGCAUCUCCAGAUCCACAUACUACAACUGGAGGAGGGAAGCCAUGCUGUUUACGCCUUUCAAAGAGCUCUCAGGUAGCAGCGAGGAAAGCUCAGAUGCUGAUAAAACCCAGAGUCCCAGAGGUCAAGUGUCUCCUGCUAAUUUUGACAGACAAAAACUGUCACCAAGAGUGAAGAUCUCCAGACACAAGCAAAGAAGCCUGAGGCUGGCGUACCGCCAGAGGAAAACAUUAAGAGAAGAAGCCAAAAUGCACGUCCAGAGGUCAAAGAUGUCCUUCAUCAAAUUCAAGCUCAAAUUCCCUUCGGUUUCCUCCUCUUUCUACUGGCUCUGGAGAGAUUCUUUGAACAGGAAAACCAAGAAGCCGGUCAUGAGGUCUGCGAUCGAGAAAUCCCAGAGCUUGGCUGUCUCACCAGACGUCUUUGAAAAUAUAAAAUCUCAAAAAAUGUUUUCUUUUGAUGGGAACAUCGAUUGCCUGAAAGGACAGAAAGUUAGUCCCUCUGAAUUCACACUGCCUGAAUACUCUCUGCCUGACCAGUCCAGUAAUGAACAGAUGUUUGUGAUGGAUGUCGUGGCACUGGCCAAUUUCAAAGCCAAAGCAAAGCUGUUCUUGCAACAACGCUUUGAAGAGAAGUCCUUUCCCACAUUCAAAGAAUUCCGGUCUUACUUUCCUCUUACUCCUCGUUCCACCUACUACAUGUGGAAAAGGGCUCUGCAUCAUGGGGUGCCAUUAAUUCAUGGCUGAAUGUUGUGUUAUAUCUCUCACCACUGUAAAGUCCUGUAAUUAAGUCCAAAUGUGACACUACUAAUUUUUAUAGUUCACAAUGCAUUGUUCUUUUUAGUUUGUCUGUUUGUUUUUUGAGUCACCCACAUAAUUGCAGUUCAUGCAUCUUAAUUAUUUGUCCCAUUCCUUUACUUGACCACUUGGUUCUAGCUCAAGGACAUUUGCGUGUGUGUGAAAUCAGACAGUCUUUGUGUCCACCUACAGUAAGUGCUGAUGGCCCCUAGGCAAAAGGCAGUUCAAAGACAUUUUCAGGUUCUCAAAUGCCUCUUUUUUUGACCCCCAACCCCAAAAUAUUUACAAUUUAAAUGAGUUCAAAGUUCUGAUUAGGUUAAUUUUAUUUCUUGUUCAUUUCCUUUUAAUUGUUUUUGAGACUUAUCUUUUAUUUGUAUUACUUAGUUUUUAUUCAGUUUAAACUGUGAAAUUACAGCUGGGGAUUUUUCUUGAACAAAAAAAAAAAAUGUAUAGUAUUUUAAUUCGUACCCUGGAGUGUUCUUUCUUUUUCUUUCUUUUUUUUGUUUUUGUUUUAUACAUAUAUAUUUGAGCGCAGUCUCAUGAAAAUGCGUAUAAAUAGUACGCCAAAUAAAAACGAAAACUCAUGGUAUUGAUAUGCAAAAAUGGACUUUGGUGUGCACAUGAUAAGCAUGUUUGGCGUGCAUAUAAUAUGCAGUUUUUGUGUGCAUAUGAUACGAAAUUUGUUGGCGUGCAUAUGAUAUGCAGGUUUCACAUUCAUAUGAUACGCAUCUACCCCACAACCCUAAACCUACCCAUCGCGUAGCGUAUACAUGCCAAAGUACAUUUUUGCGUAUCAAUACCACAAGUUUUCAUUUUUAUUUGGCCUACUAUUUAUACGCAUUUUCAUGAGAUAGGGUUAUAUAUUUUUAUACUGACAAUUGAAUGUUAUCUCUGCUUGGGAAAUCUUUAUGUGGCCGAUUUAAAAUGGAUUCCUCACACUUGAAUGUUACAGAAUUGUUGCUGUUUUGCACAUUGUUUUUGACCAUGUUUCAGUUCACUGCUGUACCUUUUUUUUUUUUUUUUUUUUUUUUUUUUUUUUCUGCUGAAGAUGUAAAUAUGUUAAUCUCACUUGAUUCUGUUUAAGUGUUUUCUAAAGUUGUGUUUGACUACCUGACAGACUUUUUCAGCUUCACCAUUAUAAUGUUCUGUAACUCUCGGUUAAACAUGAGUUCACAGUGUGCUCCUUGGAUCAUUUUGAUGAAUUUAAGCACAAAACUAAUUUUGUUAAUUUUAUUAUGUUGAGCAUCUCAUGUAUGAGACCAGUUGCUAUGUGCAAUAAAACCUGUUCACUCUUAUA